Molecule: messenger RNA, 1679 nt
Organism: Glossina fuscipes
Lineage: Eukaryota; Metazoa; Arthropoda; Insecta; Diptera; Glossinidae
Product: zinc finger protein 561
Exons: 1
Coding region: 27-1577 (516 amino acids)
Biological process (GO): regulation of transcription by RNA polymerase II
Cellular component (GO): nucleus
Molecular function (GO): zinc ion binding; DNA-binding transcription factor activity; RNA polymerase II cis-regulatory region sequence-specific DNA binding
Source: RefSeq, a predicted model, not a curated record
UUCGAAUUACGAUUGCUGCGUUAGAAAUGUCGGUUGUCAUAGAUUUGAAGGCGGUGUGCUUAAUAUGCCUGCAACCGGAAAAGUCGCUGCACGAUAUAUUUGCACCAGAUGAAAAAAAUCCUGAAUUGCAAGUAUCAUUUAAAAUUGGACGUUGUUCGAAUAUGAAACUGGAUCCGAACAACAAACGGUUGCCUAAUAAAAUUUGUGAGUCAUGCUUGGAAGAUCUUCAGAUUGCUUGGCGCUUCCGUCAGAACUGUGAAACAGCCUUAACAAUAUUCCGCACAAUACUGCGAGAUCAAGAUGAUACAGAGAUCUUAAGUAGCAAACAAUUUACUACAGAGAAAAUUAAAGUUCCGGAAGGACUAAAAAUAAAAUGUGUAGAAACAGAGUCCAAAAAUUUCUGUACGGCUACCACCUCUCUUGAAGCCGAAAUAAAUGAAGACGACCCUACAAAAAGUAACGAGCUGGAACGGGAAAAGAAGUUUGCCUUCCACACGGAAACUAUCAAAUUGGAAAGCGAAGAUGACGAUCAUAUUAGCUCAGCAGACACCGGCCCUUAUCAGACUGAAGAGUAUGUAGAAUAUUAUAUGUCCGAAGAAAUUAUAGAUGAGGAAGCUGGCGCUGACACCAUUGUGGAAAUCCAAGAGGAAAACUUUAAAACCAAUGCCGCACAUUCAUUCAAAGCGGAAAGCCCAUCUGCAGGAAGCAGUAGUAGCAAAUUUAAUAAAUAUUUGGAAGAUAAUAGUGAUGUACUGGUUACUGAUAUUCCCGAAAUUGAAAAACAACCAACACCCGCACGCCGUACUAGAGGACGCCCCCGAAAAUAUUACGUUAACGCUAACGAGAGUAACUUAAAUCCAUCACACCCAGGUGAUGACGAUAGUGCAAAUCAAAGUGAAGACAAUAUCAAACCGCCGGCGAUGACAACACGUCAUGUACGUACGCGUAAACGUAAAGUAUCGCCUCCGGAUUCCCAGCCGGCAAAAAUAUGUGAAAUUUGCGGUAACAAAUAUCGUUACCAGCACGCUUUAAAUGCUCACAUGAGACGCCACAAUAAUGACAAGCCAUUCCCCUGCGAAUUUUGCGAUAAAGCUUUUAUAUCUCAUGUUGAGUUAAGACGCCACAUUCGUGUACAUACUGGCCAUAAGCCAUAUGCCUGUCAAUAUUGUGACCGCCGUUUCUCCGAUUUUGGUUCUCGAAUCAAGCACGAACGGACACACACUGGUGAACGCCCAUACAGCUGUAACACAUGCGGUAAAAGUUUUGCUUAUGCUCAUGUUUUGUCGGUACACUAUCGUACUCACACUGGCGAAAAGAAAUUUCGUUGUGAUCAGUGUGAUAAGGGUUUUACGAAGAAAGCCUAUCUCCUAAGCCACAUGCAACAUCAUGCUCGAGCUAAUGAAGUCGACAAUGCCGAAAUGAUGAACAUGAAAUCGGUAGCUUUGGAAGAGUGCAUUUUAACAACCGAAUACAUCGAAGAGGGCGAAGAAAUGGAUGAAGAGGAAGACGGUACGGAAAUUCACGUAUUGAUGGGUGAACAUAAUGAUGAAAAUGAAUUCACCGUAAAUGUUAGAUAAGUUUUAAACUAAGAAAGGACUUACAAAUGUUAUUGGUAAAUUAAAGGAAAUUGUAAAAAUUGAUUUUAAGCGGAGCAAAAUCAAUAAACAAAGAAAAAAAGG